AUGGUCGACAUCCUUGGUGAAAGCGACACCCAGUCGCUCUUAUCCCCCGUCUCCGCCAAUGCCCGAGUGCGAUUGCUAAAAGGCAUCGGCAUCACCCUCAACGCAACGACACAACCCCUUGAAGCUCGCAUCAACCAGCUGACCGAGGAAGGUCAGGCAGAUAGAGUUCGCCCGAUCUGUCUGACCUACCUCACGUCGUUUGCAACGUUUGACGAGCUCAUCGUGGCGAUGAAGCUCCGCUUCCUUCCCCAACACAGCGAUUUCCAAUAUCGCUCUAAGUUCCUCGCAUGUAAGUAA
Molecule: messenger RNA, 297 nt
Organism: Aphanomyces invadans
Lineage: Eukaryota; Oomycota; Saprolegniomycetes; Saprolegniales; Verrucalvaceae
Exons: 2
Coding region: 1-297 (98 amino acids)
Source: RefSeq, a predicted model, not a curated record